Cheilinus undulatus (humphead wrasse) is the source of this 14213-nucleotide messenger RNA. Its product is annotated as solute carrier organic anion transporter family member 5A1-like. The record is from RefSeq and is a predicted model, not a curated record. The transcript has 10 exons. Gene Ontology annotation, biological process: transmembrane transport; sodium-independent organic anion transport. Gene Ontology annotation, molecular function: protein binding. Gene Ontology annotation, cellular component: membrane. Lineage: Eukaryota; Metazoa; Chordata; Actinopteri; Labriformes; Labridae. Bases 487 to 3153 code for a protein of 888 amino acids.
GACGGAUCUCUGCGUGAAGAUGUUUGUGGGACCUGUCAGGGAUGUGGCGCAUGCUCUGCAAGUUCAUUUCAUCAGUGCCAGCAGCGGAGCAGCGUUGUCCUGCUGAGGGAAGCCAUCGGGUGGAAAUGUUGAGCAUCUGCAGGGAGCUCUGGAGCUCUGCUGGCCGAGCUGAGGAGGCCUGAGCGCUGUCCACCUCUGGAUUACAUGGUUGCUGAAGGCAAAUGUGCAUGAAAAGAUAAACAGAACGGGACAGAGCAGAGGCUGUCCUGCCUGCACUGCAGAUAAGCAGAAGCUGUGAGUCUACUCUCCCCUUUGGUUGACAUUGUUGCUGUUUCGGGCCUCUUUGUGUGCCAGACUGUAUUUGUGGGAGUAGAUGUGCUUAUUAAUAAUGAAUGUAAUGGGCAGCAGCCCCUAAACUGUGAACUCAGGCUUGGAACUGGGUGGGUUUAUUUCUAACCCCUAAAGAGGAAGGUUAGACCAGGAACAAUGGCGGACCACGAGGAAGCAGAAUUAUCCGAGUCCCUUCAGAAGGCGGAAGGCUUUUCAAGUGAGAUGGAGGAGCCGAACUUCAAAUCUAAAAGUUUGCCUGUUUUAAAUGAAGCAGCGCCUCAAGAGGAAACCUUGCUUGCUAGUUCUGUGCGAAUGUCUAUAACAGCUGAAGAGAGCGCUGAAUUUAUCCAGCUUCCACCUAAGACUGAGUCCUUCCAGGCAGAGUCGCCAACGAGAACAAACUACUCACCAAAGCCAGGGAAGUCGGCGUUAAACAGGCCGAGCUCAUACAUGGAGAACACAGAGAUCCGUAGAAGUAAAAACUUAGCUAGAAGGAAGCCCCCUGGAUUUUUUGCUGCCAGGCUGGCUCAGAUCCGUCUGCCCAGCAGGAAGUACCUGGGCCUUAUUUUGCAGGACUCUCGCUGCUUCCUGUUCUGUAUGUGCUACCUGACGUUCAUCCAGUCGCUCAUGGUGUCUGGCUACCUCAGCAGCGUCAUCACCACGAUAGAGAAAAGGUACAGCUUAAGGAGCUCAGAAUCUGGCCUCCUUGUCAGCUGUUUCGACAUAGGGAGCCUCCUAGUGGUUGUCUUUAUCAGCUACUUUGGUGGACGGGGCCAGAGACCUCGCUGGCUUGCGGUGGGGGGGGUUUUCAUCGCUGUAGGUGCCGCUCUUUUCUCCUUACCUCACUUUAUCUCCCCGGCUUACCAGAUUCAGGAAGUUAACGCGUCCUCUGGCAACGAGGGCCUCUGUAUGAACAGCAAUGCUAGCAGCAGGGACCGUGUUGACAUCACUUCCUGCCCAAGAGACCAGGAGGGUAAUGAACACAACCUGUACGUGGCACUCUUCGUUAUCGCCCAGAUCCUGGUGGGUAUGGGAUCCACGCCCAUCUACACACUGGGACCCACCUACCUGGAUGACAACGUCAAGAAGGAGAACGCCUCGCUGUAUCUAGCCAUCAUGUACGUGAUGGGAGCACUGGGUCCAGCGGCUGGUUACCUGCUGGGAGGAGUCCUCAUCGGCUUUUAUGUGGACCCCAAGACUGUUGUGAACAUCGAUCAAAGCGACCCCCGUUUCAUUGGAAACUGGUGGAGUGGGUUCCUGCUCUGUGCCGUGGCCAUGCUGCUGGUCAUCUUCCCCAUGUUCACCUUCCCCAAGAAGCUGCCACCCCGACACAAGAAGAAGAAGAGGAGGAAAAAGCUGAGCUUGGACGACCUGUCCAGCGAUGACGACGUCCUAAAGGAGAAGAGCAACAACAACAACAAGACCCAGACGGUCACCUCGUCCAUGGGCUUUGGCAAGGACAUUAAAGACCUGCCCAAAGCAGCAGUGAGGAUCCUCAGCAACGUGACUUUCCUCUUCGUCAGUUUGUCCUACACGGCGGAAAGUGCCAUCGUCACGGCUUUUAUUACCUUCAUCCCCAAGUUCAUCGAGUCUCAGUUUGGCAUCCCGGCUUCCAGCGCCAGUAUCUACACCGGUGUGAUUAUCGUGCCCAGCGCCGGCGUGGGCAUCGUCCUGGGCGGAUACAUCAUAAAGAAGCUGAAGCUGGGAGCCAGAGAGUCGGCCAAGCUGGCCAUGAUCUGCAGCGGCGUCUCUCUGCUCUGCUUCUCCACACUGUUCAUCGUCGGCUGUGAGAGCAUCAACCUAGGAGGAAUCAACAUCCCAUACACCACUGGGCCGACCCUCACCAUGACCCAGAGGAACCUGACAGGAGGCUGUAAUGUGAACUGCGGCUGUAAGAUCCACGAGUACGCUCCGGUGUGUGGCUCUGAUGGCAUCACGUACUUUAACCCCUGCUUGGCCGGCUGCAGCAGUGUGGCUAACGACAGCACCGGGAUUCGUAACUACUCUGACUGCGCCUGCGUCCAGAGCAGACAGGUCAUCACGCCGUCAUCCAGCGGUCAGGGCAGCAACCAGCUGCAGCUCGUCAUUGUCAAGACCUACCUGAACGAGAAUGGCUACGCUGUGUCGGGGAAGUGCGACCGAACCUGCAGCACCCUCAUCCCCUUCCUUAUCUUCCUCUUCAUCGUCACGCUCAUCACUGCCUGUGCCCAGCCCUCCGCUAUCAUCGUCACCCUCAGGUCUGUAGCGGAGCAGGAGCGGCCGUUUGCUUUAGGAAUGCAGUUUGUUCUCCUCAGGACUCUCGCCUACAUCCCGACACCCAUCUACUUCGGCGCCGUCAUCGACACCACCUGCAUGUUAUGGCAGCAGGACUGCGGCGUCCACGGCUCCUGCUGGGAGUACGACGUCACCUCCCUACGCUUCGUCUACUUCGGCCUCGCCGCCAGCCUCAAGUUCCUCGGUUUCCUCUUCAUCUUCCUUACCUGGUACUCCAUUAAAUACAAAGAGGAGCGGGUGGAGCGCUGGCUCAAGCGCCACCUGUCGCCCGUCGACACGGUGGGCAGUCUCGUCUGCCACCCUGGCGGCCACAAAGGCCACGCCCGUACCCGCUCCUGCCCAGUCAACAUUCCCCGAACUGACCCCAACGCAUUGCCUGCGAACGGUCCACCCCGAGCGGGCGCUCUCAACCGCGGCAUCAGCACCCAGAGCUGCCCCGGGAAUGAGCUUAAAGCAAUAACUCCUCCUCCUCCAGCCACGCCGUCACCUGCGGCUCCUCCUGCCCCAGCACCGGCCCAAUCGCUGGAACACGUCUCAGUGCGGGUUUGAGUUUCAGAGCAAGGCAGGCACUUUAUUCUGAAAUCCACCUAGCUGGAUUUUAGCCGCUGUCACAGGCACCCACCGUCUUACAGAGGUGCUGCUCAUCAUAAACUCUCGUUGGACACAUAAACGCUCAAACCAGCGGCUUCUUUAGGUCUAACGGCGGAGGAUCUGCUGGGUUGAUGAAACAUUGAAAGCAUUACGGUGUUUUUUUGAUCCACCAGGCGACACUGCGAGCAGAUAAAGGCUCAGCUUCCUCGUUUUGAAUGGAGGAGAGUUCAUUGCUCAUGACCCACACCUUCUCCUCCCCCUCCCCUCCGUCACUUUGGCAACAUGUGCCUUCUGUCACCACGGCCCUCACACGUACGGUACACAACCAAACACCACGCAGUGGACGUCCCUCUGACACCUCAUAGGAAAUGUGAACAGAUACCUCAGCUUCGCCGAUCCUCUGCUCCCCCACCUCACGUCUGCGUGCUUCUUCUUCGUUGGUCUUUUUAUGUCUUCAUCAUGGUCUUUUUGUUUCUUUUACGGACACUGCAUAUCACACGGAAUUAAAAAAAUAACUCUGGAAACGUGACACACUGAAAUUAAGUGUUAAGAACUGGAAACCGAUGGCAUGGUGCUAUGUGAAAAACAAUGUUAAAUGUCCACUUUUAGUUCUUUUUCUUAGUUUUUAGGGGGUUAAAACACUUGAAAAGAACCCAACCGGACGGCAGGUCACUGGGCUAAGCAGCUUGGCACGCACAGAAUGCAUUCCUGUCCCAUGCAAGGCCUUUUGUUGCUCCUCAUGGCACAACGACACGUAGAAUUACCGCUGGAAGUCGGAUUGUUUGGCUUUUACCAGCCCCACACAAUGCAUUCAUACAUCGGAGCUGUUUCCCUCCUGACUUGGCGGCCUGAUUAGUGGUUUAACGGGGAAAAAGAACAUUUUCCUCCUGACCACAUUCCUGUUUGGACGAGUCACCAAGAGGAGAAACUCUACUUGGAGGGAAAGACGGGGUGUAUUUCUGACUUUUUAGCAGGCUCCAUCAUUAACCGACAAAAACACGUUUGUAACAAACAUGUAGGUAGUGGACCAUCACGUAGAGGUCUUAGCGUAGUCGUCUGUCCUUCGUCAGCUCCAGGAAAUAAACGCUGCAGGUGAACACUGAGUUCCUGAAUAGAAAGUCAGCUUCUUGCUCUGCUUUUGUUGGGUAAUUGUUACACAGUAGUCCCAGUGAUUUAUGGGUAAUUCUUGCUGAUAAAAAAUAGGAUUAGAAGUUUUUUACUCCACAUGUUGGACCAUGAAAAGGUGUAAAAAAGGAAAGUUUCCAUGCGGUACAGUUUAGAAAUUAGGCAAAAAUCACUCUUAGAGAACACUGUCCAGCUGCAGCUACUGAUUUUUCUUUAUUUUUAAAUCUGCUAAUUGUUCUUUAAAAUAAAUCAAUGAUUAUUUUUAUUAUCUAGAAAAGAAAAGCUAAAAAUCCCCUCAUGUUUCCUCACACAGUCACAGCUUUGAAAAACUUUUUUGUUGGACCCAGAAUCCAAAUAUGUUCAACACUUAGGGAGAGAAACAGCAACUUCUCACAUAUUAGAGGCAGAAAUUAAGAAUUAUUAAAUGUUUAUGAAUCAAUUUAGGCAAAUAGAUUAAGUAUCUGUCCGUUAAUUAAUGGCUAAUCAUGUUAGCAAUAGAGCAGUCCAAAUAUAGACGUUAUAGUAGUUAAAAAAAACUUUGGAUGCAAUCAUUUCAACAAGCAGCUAUUACUCUUAAAAAAUCUAAAGAACGUCUGCUGUCUUGGUAAAAUACUCAUUCAAGGCUGAAGUUUAAAAGCAGACAAUUUUAUAUCCAAAGUUAAGGUUGUACUUGUCAAGUAAAACAUUUCAUAGCUGUUGUGGAGCUUUCAAUAACAUUUUAUCAGCAGGCAGAGAAUUCCCAUCUUCAACCUGCAGAUAUCCACGUUUAGUGUUACGUCUUGUUGAUCUUUGCUAACAGUUAAAGGGGGCAUAUCAUAAAAAACACUUUUCAGUAAUUUUAGACAUAUGUUUGGGUAUUUGGAGUUUUACCGACCCAUAUAAUGUGAAAUAAGCCGGACCAGUUUUUUGCUUGUGGUCUGAAGUCUGACAGUGGCUCAGAAUCUGCUCCUUGUGGCAUCACAAAAGCCUCGCCCUUCUCCUGGUAUCUCCUACCGAUAAGAGCAGUCCAUCGUGGUUCUUUGCUAGAAUAAUGGCAGCCUACCCUUUUCUGGAUGAAAACAUUCCAUCAAAGCAGAUUGAGAUAGAUUUAAAAAAUACUCUGAUUUCAAAGCUUAAAACAAGGAAACUGUACAGUUUAAUAGUUGCCAAAAUUUUCAGUGAAUUAUAAAUGUAAGUGAUUGAUUCCUUCUCUAAAUAGGGCAAUGCAUGUAUGAUGGCUUAUUAGUACCACUCUAAAAAAGAAAAAAAAAGGUUAUUUUAUUUUCAACUUUAAAAGACAAGUUUUAGGUUAUAAAAUUGUCACAUUUUCAGACACCAAACUCAGUCAUUUCACAUUUAUUAAGUGGUAAAAAUCUGAAAAAAAAUCUGUUAAUGGGUUUAAAAAGUCUUAAAUUCAUGAGAAAAAUGUUAAAGGUUAAAAGUUUUUAAAUUUGUGAGAAAAAAAAAUCUAGAAUUUGAAAUUUAAAAAGUCUAAUUGAUGAGGAAAAAAAUUUUAGUUUAAAAUUUGAACAAGAGAACAAUUACAAUUUGUUGGGAGUUACAAAGUCAUAAAUUUAUGAAAAAAACUUACAAUUUUGUACUUAAAAACACUUAGAUAUAAAAGAAAACCAUUAUUUUGUUAAAAAAUUGGAAAUUUGAAAAACUGAAAUUUUAAGUUAAAGAAAUCCUACAUUUUUCAACUUCAAAAAGUCAUAAAUUUCCAAGAAAACCCUGCAAAUUCAUGAGUGUAGGAUGUCUUAAAGUCAGAGAAAAGCUUAAAAAAGUUGUAAUAAAUAAAGGUUUAAAAAUUUCCCCAAAAAAUUGCAAAAGGUUUCAAAUGUACAGACAAAAACUGAAGAGUUCAAAAACGUUACACUUUUUGUGUGAAAAAAACUCUUGGACAAGUCCCACAGUUUAGAGGCUCAUUAAAUAAUAAUUUUCACUGGGACUGAUCAGGAUUUUCUUCUGAUUUUAGUCCAGUAUAAUUAUCAUUAGUAUCUGAGUUUGUUCUUUUUUAAGGCUUCUUAAAGUUUUAAAUCACAAAGUUAUGCAGUUUUAAGUUUUUGGAGUGGCCCUAGUAUGUGUUCCUGGAUUGGCAUACAUUAUAAAUUAAAGUUAUAGACGUAUAUGAUCAGAUUCAAACUGGUUAACAACCCCAUCAUGUGACCAGACCAUGUGACCAUAAACCGACAUCACAUACCUUACGUAGUUAUUUUAAUCACAUCCAGUGAGUUGGAUCUUAGUGGUUAAAAUCUGUUUAACAUGUUAGCGAAUGUGUAAAGAAACUGGCAGGAGGUCACUGGCCUAAAGUCAGAAGAAACACAACACCAAUCCCAUAUUUGACCACUUUACUCCUCUCUAGUUUCAGCCUAAAGACACAGAGCUCUGCUUUACACAUAUCAUAAAUUAUGGUUUUUACAUUUUUUUAAGCUCAACACACAUUAAAAUAGCAUUUCAAUGUGCGGUUAACAAUAUUUUCUAAUCCACUGCCAUUCGUCUCUGGGUCUGUUUUCACUCAAAUGGGUCUGUGGUCAGUUGUUGGACUGCUCUUAGCCAUAGAUCUCCACCCACUGCCAUUGAAGCACCCUGCUGUAUUAACUCCAUGAAAGACCAGAGUGGGGUGAAAAGCUCUUUAAGAGCUGGUUUAAACAGGGUCAAAAGCCUCCUCUGGAGAUGAUCCAUAUUAUAUUUGACCCAACCACAGCACAGAUGUUUAAUUUAGACCACAGAGUGCUGUGUGUAGUUUUAAAAAGUGUUAUGAUAUGUCACUUUUAAGGCUCGAUCUUCAGUGAAGACUGCUGAUUUGUGGAGGUUUCAGUCAUACAGCAUGAUCUGCACCAGAAGAAAAAAGCCAUCAUUGAACGCUCAGGAAAAACUCAAAAUGUGAACUUGUACUGUUAUCAGCUGGGCAAAACUGCUGGUGUCGACCGUGUCAUGUGACUGAAAGCCUCACAACACCUAGACUAGUAUUUUUAUGUCAACCUCUGAAUCUGCAGAUAAAUUAUGAUCUAAAAAACUACUUCAAAACUAGCAGCAUCAAACCUUUUCUACAAACAAUUCUUUACCUGGAAGUCAAAGAAUCCGACUUCAGAAAACUGCUUUUAAUGAAGAAAAAAGACUUGAAAUACCAAAAUAUGGAAAUGAUCUCCCUCCACUUGUAGAUUUUACCCUCAUAUUUUCAGUAAAACAUUCACCAUGACUGAUGACAAAGAAUAAUUCUGGAAUAGAGUGGUUUUAUUGCAAACGUCUCUCAAACAUGAUCAGUUCUUUACAGGCAGUCUGGCGUUUUUAAAAGAAAAAAGCAAAAAGUAGAAAAUCUUGUACUUUUGCAUUAUUGCUCUAAAUGAGUAUUUAAGUAGUUAAAGUUUGAGAUUAAACUGCCCCAUGGAAGCAAAGAAGAUUUUAAGAAGUAGUUGGAUUCUUUGGAUUUUACUGUAUCACUGAUUUAAGUGCUUUGAAUUCCCCUUUUUUACCCUCUUUUAGGCCACAUAAAUAUGUUCUGUAGUUUUUUAAUAAAUAUUUGAGGAACCUGCUGUUAAACCUGAUCUAAAAAUAAAUGCUUUUUUGAAAGGAAAAAUAAACACAAGGGGACAACAGCUAGAUGCUCCUUACCAUGGCGUUUCCUGUUCCUUUGUUUUUUACCAUUCCCUUUAGCUGUUUUUGUUUAUUUCUGUUCUCUUUCUUCCCCAUGGUUAAGCUAAUGUCAUAAGUUUUUGUCCACCAAAGUUCCUUAUUUUCGUUCAAAAUAAAAGCAGGGAGUUUCUUCCAAAAAGAAACUACCCUUAGUUUAAGACCGCAGAGAUUUCAAAGUAAAACAUAAAACCCUUAACUUAAGUUACCGUGGACUGAUCUACAUGCACAGAGAAAGCAAAACAUGAGCUCCUGAUAAGCGUAAAUGCUGUCACAUAAACCGAGGAUCACUGGUGAGUAAUUUGGUACAUGCACUCCUGCAGAUUCUUAAUGUAUAAUAGUGAUAAGAAAUGUCCGUUUUGAAAUGGAGUUUAAAUCAUGUGAUAAAAUAUGUGAUACAUCAUGGUUAACGCUCAAAACGGAGCAAUCAUAGGCUCUUUGUAGAUAACAUUACAGGUGGCACAGAACACUCAUGGGGGGCAAGUAGUAAUUUCUGCAUAGAGAAAAGCCAGGAGGAAGCCAAAUAUAAAAACAAUGUAAAUUCUGGAGCAACAUUUGUGUCCUGAGAGUAGUGAAAUAUUUAGGCAAAAAAAGUAAAAAAGAAAACUCAAGGAGAAAGCAGACAGAAGAAAGCCUCCAUGUAAGGCCUGGACUAGCUGCUGGUGUAUGGUCUGUUUCCACACAGCAGGCCAGUUUGGUUCAGUUUUAUCAGUUUAGCUCAUUCAACUCUGAUCUUCGCUGUAUUUCCUCAGCUGCUUGUCCAGCCUUGUCCGUUGUCACGGGAAAUCUGUCUCUUUUAAGAGAAGUUUUCUGUUGAUCAUCAAAUCCUAAAUUUUAACCUUCCUCCUAUUUGCUGUACUCAACUUCCUGACCCCCAACGGACAUUAGGAUCACAUGAUUGCAAACAACCUGUGGCACAACCAGUCCUGGUUUUCACCAUAAUUAAUGCCUAAAAGUCCUCAAACAUUUUAUGUCUUUGACUUUAUGAAGAGGGGAAUUCAAACCACUUCUAAUGAAAGAUAAAUAUUCAACGCUGUGAAUUCAGAGUUCAAACCUUUAUGUUUUACUGCUGUUAUUUAAAGUUUCUCAUUGUGAUCACAUCAUAAUAGCCACUGUGGUCAGGCUUAAUGUUUGAUAGUUCUAGGGAUUCAUGCGGCAUUUUAAAGUACAGUCUGAGGUUUUUCUGAGCUGUAAUACAACAGAGAACAUGUUCUGAUGAGUGAGAGCACUUCGUAUUCUCUCAUGGAGAGGCCUGGUGCUCAUGCCUGGCAGUGUCACAGCCAAGUGAAUCACCACUGCUCACGUCUGAUUUCACUGAUUUCUGUGACAAACCAACAUUUGUCUGGUCUAACAAGGACACCUGCUGGUCAACAAUGACAGAUUAAUGUAAACCAAACAGAAAAUGUUUAUCAGCAGUCUGGUUUACAGUUUUAGUCUCACACCAACAGUAUUUGUACAUUUUAAACUUGAUUUCAGGAAGAUAACUCUCUGCUGCUCAUUUUCUGGGAAAAAAGCUCAACUGUUUGUGUGUCAAAGGUCAAAAAUGAUUUUAAAAGUGCCCAGAAAUGUAACUUAAUGUCUCUUUCAGAUGUAUUGUUAAUUGUUUGUCUGACCAUGAAUUCAAAACUGAAGAUUUCAAGACUUCAAGUUUAGUUCAUCUGUGCAUCUUUUUUUUUUUUUUAACUAACAUCAAGUUUUUGAAAACAUCAAACUACAAACCCAGGUCAUUUAUGAACACGAAAUUUUGAGAUCCUGAAAACUGGUUAAACACCUAAAAAGCUUGAUACUACCAAAUAAAAAAAGUGGUAAAACUUAACUCAACCCCUUUUUAUCUGUGUGUAAUAAUGACUCUUCAACAGGGAAGACCACCUUUACAUUUGUCUAAUAAAAUGAUACUGUUGCUUUAUCAACCAACAGAUAAAAACAGCGUCCUCCUGAGACCUGAACUUUAGUUUGGAAUGUAUUUUUAGUUUCUCCCACUUUUUUUAAAUUAGUGGGACAUGAAAAAUUAAAAAUUAAAAAUUAAUUAAAAGCUGAACUUUGUCUUUUAACAGGAAUUAGACUUGACCAAAAAUGAUGCCCACAAAUCUCUAGAAUGUCCUUUUUCUGCACAAAGUCCAGCACUGGAUCAGUUUGAGAGCAGAUGUUUUGGUUGUGUUGGUCAGUUGUUUGGUGUCUGUCAUUGAAGGAGUUAUGCUGAUGGACAACUAGGACUUGUUAAGGCUAAGCAUCAACAAAAUUUACUCUAAAAGUUCUGAAUUUAUUGGAACUUUUCCUUUUCCAAAACUCACAAAAAUCACUAAAAUUUCUGUUUAAAAAAAAGAACAUAAUUUUAAAGUAUUCCAAAGAAAUAUUCCAAAAUGUUUCAGUGAAACCUUAUCAUAAAGCUUCAACAACCCACCAAAUAUAUUUUCCUAAAAUUCAGUUUUAAUUCUAGGAAUUUUUUUGGAGAAUUCCCCUUAAAUUUUUAUUGAAUUCUCCAAAAAAAAAAUACAAAUACAUUCCCCCAAAAUCCAUGCAAAUGAUAGAAAAUUUCCUAAAUAAAUGUCCUAAUAUUUCCAUGAAAAUUAUUUAAAACUUAAAGGAACAACACCCAACCAAAUUCCCAAAAUAGAUUCUGCAAAUUUCCAUGAAAAUACCAUGAACUUUCAAGUCAAAUUUCCCAAACAUCCAGAUACAUUCCCAAAAUUCCCUUGAAAAUACAAAAUAAAUAUAUAAAUUAAACAAAAUUGACCCCAAAACUCCCAAUGAAUCUCUCAAAAAUAUACCAACAUGUCCCAAAUUUCAAGGAAAAUACUUAAAAAUUACCAAGAAAAUUUCUGAAAAAUAUCAAUGAAAAUUCCUGAAAACUUAUUAGCGUAUACUCCAAACAUUUCGAGGGAGUUACUUAAAUUUCAGUGGACAUUCUGGACAAUUUUCUCUGAAAUUCUGAUCACAGAAAUGCCUAUGUUGUUGGAAAGCCAAAAUGUAAUGACCUCAUAUGAAAAAGCAGGGUCUUGGGAGGAUAUUUUAAAAGUCCUGUAUUUGAGAUGAGCUAAAUUUUGGAUUUUAAAUCUAUUGACAUACUAUUUAAGCCCUAAGAGUACAUAGAUCCAUACAUCUCAUUUUACGUCAUUUUUACACCAUAAAAUCCCAGUUUCUGGUGGUUUUCAGAGAGGGCUUGAUGCCUGAGUGUAUCUGUGUAGUUGGGACAAAUAUGACUGCAGGUAAAUCAGAGCAUAAGACGCUUUUUCUCACUGAUUUCAGCACAAUCUGGUCUUUUCACAGAAGCCAUUGCUGCCCCCUGGUGGCUGUUGGAGAGAAUGCAGGCCAAAACCACAUAAACAUUAGCUGCACUUGUGACACCAUAGUCCUCUUGUUUCACAAAGCUCUACAGGAUUGAAAAUCUCCUGUUUUAGCAGAAUCUUUCAGGAUUUCAGACUGGUCUUUAUUUCAAACUAAGUGCUCAUGAAUGACCUGACAGGUUUUUUUUUCUGACAUUAGGAGUCUCAAAUGUAAAAACAGCGACAAAAACUGGGGCUGAUGGGUUUUUCCCCCUCUUUGGCUCUGGUAAAACUGUGAUUCAGCUUUAGGUGUUGUUUGUUGUACUCUGAAUGGAUUAAAAAGAAUUCAGGAUAAUAUCUGAGAUGGAUCAAUCAGAGCAUGUUAGAGUUUAAGAACGGCAUUUUAACAUCAAAUAAAACAGGGAAUGUAGUCUGUGCUCGUCCUACCUGCCAAAAAAAAAAGCAGCGAAGAAGAAGAGAGCUCAACGCAUGUCACGACAGUAUAAUAGAGAAACACACGGUGUUACAUUUUCUUAAAAAUCACAGCAGUGGGUCCGUGUGUGUUCAGUGAAACUCUAAGGUACUCAUUAACCCGGUUUCUUUGUGCCUACAUUUCAAAAUAAAAUGCUGUUUAAUGUUGUUUUAUGUGACGCUCCUGCUCGGCUGGGGUCACAGAGACGAUGAAAUGUUGACACCACGUCCAUAAAUACUUAAAAUAUGAGCUUUAAUUUCUAAAAUCAACAGUUUGAGAAGGAAAAGCUUUGAUAAGGUCUGGAUUUUGUGAAGUAGGAUGGUUCUUAAUUCAGUGUUGUUUUUGUAAGAAUAAGAAAACUGUAGUCAUAAUGAGGCCAAAACCAACACAUUUGUUCCUUCUGAGGACCUAAAUACCUAAAAAAAAAAAGAAAAAGAAAAAAAAAAAGAAAGAAAGAAAAAAAACCCACAAAAAAUAACUGAUUUUUUUUGUGUGUGUUUAUUUGAAGAGUAAAGGACAGUGGAUAGUGAGGAAAUCAGGGAGAGAGGGCAGGGAAUAACCCACUGGUCAGGUAUGAGUCUACACUGCCAACUUGAAAGAUUGGUUCAACCAAACCUCUGCAUCCCUAAAACCCAACUUUUAUUAUUCUAAAGUAGUUUCACAUAUUUCAUGUUUUCUCAAAUUGAAUCCACUAGGAUUUGGCUGGCUACACACUAGAUAUUUUUUUAACUCUUGACCAAAAACAUACAAGUAUAGUUUAAACUGAUUUCUAACAUUAUAAUGUGAUUUUUAAGUUAAAUUUGACGAGACUGUGAGGCAACAAGCCCACCGUUUGUAGUAACAAUUUCACAGUGGAGAUCUCACAGAAACUCGUGUAUCAAACGUGAGUCCAGAAGAAAAACAAACAUGGAGGACCACUGAAAAUAGAACGACGAAAUCCAGCCAGAGAAGACAUUGUAAUUGUGGUCUUGCAUCGGGGAUCCUGGUCUGGAUUCAAACACACUUGACCCCAAAGUCCGGUUUUAUUUGAGUGUGAACAAGAGCGUAUGGCCUGAGUCCACUUAAAGAACUGGUCAUGUGGAUUCAUGUGGACUUGGGCACGGCAUACAGGAAAUGUGAGCGCACCUGUGCUCAAGUACGGGACACAUGUUGGCAAUUCUCAUUAUUAUAUUAAGAAUAAAAGCAUCCGUAGUAGCCCGCAGGAUAGACUUCAUUGUCAGUACAGAGCAUCAAUAAAUGUCCACCGGCUGGUUGUCAUGGCCGCCGACAGGAGCUGAGCUGGUUAGGCUGCGCUGAGUAAGAGAGCUGUUGCGAUGAGCACAGAAGCCUUUCUAAAGAGGCCCAGGUUGAGCCUCUUUGGUAGAAAAUAUUCAACGGUUUAGAAGGGUUCUUUGUGAACAGCAGUUGAACAUGGGUCAGUCGGUCCUGAAAGUUGGGCGAUGUUUGGGAUGGUGAAGCUGAUGGAACGGGACCUGCGAUCACGGGGCUUUUUGUCCACUGAGAGCGAUGCACCUAAUGUGAAAACAACCUAUUUUAGCGUCAUGUUGCUUGCUCUCAUUGUUUUUUGGGGUUAUUCUGUUGGAGAAGGCUCAACCUGCAAUUGUAAAUAUUUGUGAUUCGAGAUCAAGGGGGGUUCUGAUCCAAUUAUCGGCAGUAAAAUAUUGAUGAUCUGGACAAAAAUUCAGUUGCAACAAGCCUCAAAUCAGACCUAGAAGCAUCUUGUGUGUAGCCAGCCUUAGGGUUGCUUUCUAAACAGGGUUUUUUUCAGACUCUAAAGCCUCAAAAUGAUCUAACGGCUACUAUUAAUGCCAAUUAUAUCCUGUUCCUUUCAAGAAUAAAGCAACAAUUUAAAAUGUGUAUAAAUGUAUACCAAAAUAAUGAACAAUUUCUCCGUUUUUCUCUCAAAACCAAACAGAAACUUUUUUUUGUCCAGUUGCCAGUCCCAGCAUCCACCUGAUUCCCCCUCAUUAACCUUUAAGGUUUUUAUUUUAUCUUCUCUGUGUUUAAAGUCGUUCUUUUUGUAAAAUUAAGUUAAAAACUAACAUUUCUUUUUAAAAACAUUUUACAGGCCUAAAUAUAUCUAUCUACUUACACAAACCACAUCAAAAACCAUCAUUAAACACGAAGAAAAAUAUUUUUCUCAUGCUCCAAAAACGCCGUGGUGUCAGUAUUUCCUCUUCUUGUUGUUUCCUCUAGGUCCACUGACAUUUGUGGACACCAGCUCCGGGUUUUCACCAUGUCACUGUUUUUUUAAAUCCUCCUCUUUGGGACAAAGGAGCGUUUUCCCUCCAUUGUUUUUAAUGUGGCAUCAUCUCCAGACUACAGAGACUGAAUCUGGAUGAGUAGGAGCUUCUUCAGGCAGGUUUAAAGUAGAUUCUUCUCAGUUUACUUUCUUCUUCUUCUCCUUUUUUUAAACUCAGUAUUGUAUUUAUUUCCAAAAGACUGAAAGACGACACUGGUGAGAGGCAACAUGUAGAUUUGUGGACGCACUGUUUACAAAUGCCUUGGAUACUUGACUUCUGUCAAUAAAAAAUGUGAAAAAUAAUAAA